Pyricularia grisea is the source of this 657-nucleotide messenger RNA. RefSeq lists its product as uncharacterized. Gene Ontology annotation, biological process: proteasome regulatory particle assembly. Gene Ontology annotation, molecular function: protein-macromolecule adaptor activity. Bases 1 to 657 code for a protein of 218 amino acids. The transcript has a single exon. Lineage: Eukaryota; Fungi; Ascomycota; Sordariomycetes; Magnaporthales; Pyriculariaceae. The record is from RefSeq and is a predicted model, not a curated record.
AUGUCAUCUGAAACCCUGCCUAUAUCACCAGCCCGCUUUGCAGAGGCCAUCAAAGACCUCUCACUGGCAAGUCUUCACCUCAAAGUUUUAGAAAUCCGCAACUCCAUCGCGCAUCUGGACUACUCCAAUGAACAGCUCAGGCCAUUUGCGGAAGGAAAGGAGCCAGUACAUGGGGGAGACGGCACAGCACAGCCGGACCAGGACUGUAUUGACGCCAUCAAGGAGAACGAGGGUGUCAUUGAGCGCAUGCAGGAGCGCAUCCGGCUUGUGCGUGUCGAGGUUGAAGAGAACCGGGGCUGCAGUUGGACUGAAUUUGAGAGCGCGGAAGAGAGGGGUCAGAGGGGCGAGCAAGCUACAGAAAGCACUGCGCCUGGAAGCACUGCCGGACCUACAACAAACAACAACACCACAUCAACAGUCAACGGCCAAGGUACCACGGAGGAUCGGUUCAGCGGACUCUCGGAGGCUUGGAGGGAUGGAACAAUCCAAAUGGGCACGAUUAGAAACGGACAGAUCCACAUGGACACACAACCACCUUCAGCAAGCUCGGGAGGUGGUAGGUUAACGGACGAGCAACUACGCCAAGCAUUGGAGGAAAGAAUGCGAGAGGCUGAGCAGGAUGAGCAGGACGAUACUAAUGGCGGAUUGCAUCUCUGA